Oryza sativa Japonica Group (Japanese rice) is the source of this 1603-nucleotide messenger RNA. RefSeq names its product myb-related protein 340. Gene Ontology annotation, biological process: regulation of DNA-templated transcription. Gene Ontology annotation, cellular component: nucleus. Gene Ontology annotation, molecular function: sequence-specific DNA binding; DNA-binding transcription factor activity. The record is from RefSeq and is a predicted model, not a curated record. Lineage: Eukaryota; Viridiplantae; Streptophyta; Magnoliopsida; Poales; Poaceae.
CGACCCGAGCUCUCCCGCCAUUUUCCUCAAACGAUAUAGCUAGCUCUACUACACACUUGCUCUGCCCGAUGAUGAUGGCGCGAGAGGUGAGCAGCGAGGAGGAGGCUGGCGGCGGCGACGAGCUCCGGCGAGGGCCGUGGACGGUGGAGGAGGACCUGCUCCUCGUCAACUACAUCGCCGCCCAUGGCGAGGGCCGCUGGAACGCGCUCGCGCGCUGCGCCGGGCUGAAGCGGACGGGGAAGAGCUGCCGGCUGCGGUGGCUGAACUACCUGAGGCCGGACGUGAGGAGGGGGAACAUGACGGCGGAGGAGCAGCUGCUGAUACUGGAGCUCCAUGGGCGGUGGGGGAAUCGGUGGAGCAAGAUCGCGCAGCAUCUCCCCGGCCGCACCGACAACGAGAUCAAGAACUACUGGCGCACCCGCGUCCAGAAGCACGCCAAGCACCUCAACUGCGACGUCAACUCCCAGCAGUUCAAGGACCUCAUGCGCUACCUCUGGAUGCCCCGCCUCCUCGAACGCAUCCACCGCUCCUCCCAAUCCCAAUCCCACGACGCCGACGACGCCGACCUCUCCGUCUCCGCCGCCACCAGCUGCAUCACCUCCGACCUCGUCGUCGACGCGCAUCACCCGCCGCUCGCCAUGGCCGACAGCAACGACUCUGCAGCCAUGUGGCAGCAACAUCAAGCACCACAGAUGAGCGUCGCCGGCGCGCCGCCGCCGACGACGACGAUGGCCCAACAUGUAGUACUGCCGACCGCGGCGGCGUCGUGCCACCAGAUGCAGGAUCAGUUCGUCUGCGCGCGCGCGGCGGAGACGACGACGUGCUGCUGGUCCGAGUCGGAGUCGCUGCCGGGUCUCGCGGGGCUGUACUACGACGACGCGGCGGCGGCGCUGCCGGAGUUUGACGUGGAGACCAUGGCCAUGUGGGGCCCUGAGGACGACCCAUGGUACACGCAAAUGCUUGGCUUGUGAAAACCGUUGACCAAAUAUGAUGCCUUCCUACCUACACCUACACAUUUGUGUGGAUUAAAGAAGAAGGAGAUGCUUAUUAUUUGGAGGUUAAUUUGAUUUGAUUUAACCCCCAAUAAUCUCGUCUCCAGUUCUUACCACAUAUAUCGUCAAUUCUCAAGUACAGUACAUUAGCUACACUUUAGUACAGUAGUAGUAUUUUGGAACAUGCAUGGAGUAAUUACUUAAGCUACACUUGGUAGUUUUCCUCCUCCAUGAUCAUCAAGUAAAAGCAUGCAUGCAUGAUCAUGGAUGGAGAUAAACUACAGUGCUAAUUAAAUUAGUCUGGAUGUACGGUUAAUCGAUCGCUUGGUUUUUACUAUACUGCCUGAAUUACUCCAUUCUUAAUUUCUCGGGACGGAUGAAACGGAUUGGUUUAAUUUGUUUGUAAUAAUGUAUAUCAAGCUAGCUAGCUAGCUUAAUUUGGUGAUGAUCUGGAUACCACAAUAAGACUUUUGGAACUCCUUGUGAUAUGAUGGUGAGGUGUGGGACUGAUUAAGAAAUCUGUAUCUAUGCAUAUGUGUAUAAGCAAACUCAUGGAUCGGUCACUUUCUUGUCUGAUCAAGAUCCAGAUAAUUCUAUCUCGGCUUUCGUUA